AUGUGGUGGGCAGAUGGGAUCCGUUUUGGCUGCACUGCCUGUGGACGUUGCUGCGUUCGCCGUGUGCCCGCUGCAUCAGCGCCUUUGGCAGAAGCAGAAAUGCAGAGCAUGGCCAAGAUUCUUGGCUUGCCAUUGGCUGGAUUCAAGUCAAAGUACACUGCGAGAGUGGAGUCAGAGAACAUCAAAGGUAGACAGCUGAAGGUUGAUCCUGCGGGAAGGUGUUUGCUGCUGACUGAGUCCGGCCAGUGUUCAGUUCACAGUGCUCGACCAGCUUCCUGUCGAACUUAUCCCUUUUGGCCAGAAAAUUUAGCAUCACGCUAUGAAUGGGCAAGAGAAUCCAUCCAGUGCGAAGGUAUCCAGAACACCUGGGUUCCAGAAAGCGGGACUUCAGUACCUACAGUGUCAGCAAGAUCUGUUGAAGACGAACUGUUGGUGGAGGAGUUGCGCACUGCUGGUCAUCUUCACAACGAAAACUGGACUCACUCUCAGGCAAUGGAAUACAUCGGAGAGCUGUGGGAGGCAAACAUGUCGGACCUGGAACUCGAGCCUCUGCCUGCUCCACGCAAAGUUCUGUGGCAUGAAGGUGGGCUGGUUGUGCUCGAAACCGCAGCAGAUUCAGGAGACGAAGGCACAGAACACGAGUCGAAUUUGCCUGGAAUGAUCCGAUCUCUUCACUUUGAGUCUUCAAUUGGUGUGGUCCAGACUGAGGUGCGCUACCAUCCAGAACGGGGCUUUGACUACAGCAGCCUGGUUUUCGGGGUGCAUGAAGCAUUCCUUCAAAUACUUCAGGAGAAAGCUGCACUUCUGAAAGGGGUUCUCGAUGCUACUGUUGUGGUUCUGGGGGGAGGAGGAGGAGUUCUGCCAAUGGCUUUGAAACAUUUAGUCAUCAGGCAUCGUUCUGAGGAUGGUCCUUUGAAAUCCAUUCGUACUAUUGUCUCCGUUGAAAAAGAUCACGCAGUGGCAGACUUGGGGAGAAAUUUCUUCGGCUUUGAGGCUGGAAACGAUGAAGACGUUGACCUCAAGCUCCAUAUUCAGGACGCUUUGAAUUUCAUCGAUUCAAGUUGGAAACGCGAAGAUUCAGCAGUCUUUGCCAUCCUCGUGGAUAUUGCAGGCGAGGUGUAUCGAUCUUCUGGUGGAGAGGUGCUUGCGCCCAACGUGGAAUUCUUGCGAGGCCGCUUUGUCACUGCAGCUGCUUUGGCGGUACAACCAAAAGGCGUUGUUGCAUGGAAUGUGCUUGUCAGUGAGCUGGGCGAGGAGAACCUGCUGCAGUCGACCAUUGAGGCGCUUCGCUCUGCAGUGCCUGAUGACAAGUUUGAAGUUGUCCUACAAGGCUUUGCUCCGGAUCUACUUGGGCUUCAGGCCGAUCCGCCGCAGCUGCGGCGUGGCCCAGUGGUUACUGAUCGGAUCAUGGAGAGAGGUGGAAUCGGUGGAAGCGGAAUUGUUUUAGGAGUUGCUCACGUGACCAGAGUGACCACUCCUACCACUUUUGCUUCUUAUCGCAGAAGAGCUGCUCUAGAUCCAGAUGGCUAUGGAGCUGCUGCCGACGAGUCGUUUUCCUGUUUGUUAGACCGUUUGGGACUCCUUACAUCUGUACUCCUGUACGAGGACAAAACAGUCUGGGAGACCUACACUCGCCCAACGCUGACUCAAUCAUCUCCUCCUGGCUUUGGUUGGGCAGCAGCGAUGGCAGAGCAGCGAUGCCAGGUUAAGCGGCUGCGUGAAGAGCAGUUCUUUCACGAGCCCUUGAACACUGCUGCGGUCCUGGUUGAACUGCGAAGUGUUUUGGAGGCAGUGUCCGAUCGACUGGAUGGCAAUGGAAGCUUCGGUGGUUCGGUGCCCGAACUGAGUAGCCUGGAUGCGCGUACCUAUGCGCAGCUUGUCGUGCUUCUCAGCAUUCCAUGCCGUGGCUCCAGUUUAGAGAAAGUGCUGGCGGACUUCCCGGCUUUGUCCCGGUAUGUCGGCUGCAUCGAAGAAAGGCUUCCAGGGACUUGGCCAGACUACUCCACUUUCUUGCAGGCCUUGUCUCCAGACGAGCGCCCGCCGCCACCACCGCAGUCCACGUUCCAAAGUAAGUCCGCGGUCACAAUGGAGCAAGGAAGAUUCCGAAACCAGGAGUGGUGGGAAAUCUGGGGCUGGUCGUGGGGAGGUCGAAAACGACCAGUGCAGUUUUCUGGGCCAGGUAAGUCUCCACCGGCAGUGUAUGCAGUCACCUUUGGCAUUGUCUCCGGGAUGUCCUUUCUGGCAGCAAUACUGUGUGGUCUCGGUCCCAACAAACCUUUGACUGCGCUGCGGCGGAUGCUGCUCUCGGAAAGUGAAGGUGAAUAA
This is a messenger RNA of Cladocopium goreaui, 2325 nucleotides long. The record is from the annotation of a GenBank genome assembly. Lineage: Eukaryota; Dinophyceae; Suessiales; Symbiodiniaceae.